AUGGGGGGGGGGUGGCGGGGGCGGGUCGCAGACGAGGCAGGUCUUGGCGUGUUGUGUGUGUGUGGCCGAUGGGGCUUGGGGACUUGCCCCCAAACGGCUCAAAAAUUUCGGGAACAUGCGGUGGGAUCUCGCCCGGGGUGGCUGAUCGACGGCUGUGAUCGCCGGCACCGUGGACGGCCCAAGCGCCGCCGCGAACCGGAGAGUGAGGAUGAGGAGUCCGAGGAGGAGGAGCAGCAGGAGGAGCCCCGAGAGGAGGAGAACACGGAGGCGGUGCCCAUCGGGGACCCCGUCAAGGUCACCGGUAAGGGGAAGAAGCAGAAGAAGCACUACAUCUCCUUCGAGUACGAGGGCAACACCUUUGAGCUGGAGGACCCCGUGCUGCUCACACCUGAAGACCGCACUCAGAAGCCCUAUGUCACCAUCCUCAAGGCUAGUUCACAAAGCUUGAUGAGUUUGCAGCUAUUGAUGCUUCUGUUCUGUGAUAGUUUGAGUGACCGGAGUCUUUAUACCAAAGAGGCUGAUAAGAAGGGUGGUGGAAAUUGGGUAGCACGUGAUAUGAGAGAGCUAUUUUACAGUUUUCAUAUCGAUAAUGUGCCUGCAGAGUCAGUUAUGCACAAAUGUGUGGUCCAUUUCAUUCCUCAGCACAAGCAAAUUCCCAGUCGAAAGCAACACCCUGGAUUUAUUGUCCAGAAGGUCUACGAUGCAGUUGAGAAGAAACUUUGGAACCUAACGGACAAGGACUAUGAGGAUAACAAGCAACAAGAGAUUGAUCUCCUUGUUAAGAAAGCAAUAGACCGUAUUGGGCAGCUUCCUGACCUUGAACCUGAAGAAACACCUAUGGACAACAGCGAUCAUUUAUCAAAUAAACGAGGCCUACGUAAAAGACCUGUUAACCCUAUAGAUGUAACGAGAGAAUCUCUAGUUGGCAAAUCUGAGCAGUUUCCAAAAGCAGAGACACCUGGAAGUGAUAACCUAAGGAAUUAUGACAUCCUUGUCAGAUAUAAAGCACUUUAUGGUGAGAAAAAUCGUGAUAAGUGGCUCGACAAAUUGGUAGAUUGUAUUCCACUAGCAUCAAAGGAGAGUGCCGAAGCAUCUCAUGCCGAAAGUUAUUGCAAGUAA
Molecule: messenger RNA, 1119 nt
Organism: Miscanthus lutarioriparius
Lineage: Eukaryota; Viridiplantae; Streptophyta; Magnoliopsida; Poales; Poaceae
Source: the annotation of a GenBank genome assembly